AUGCCCCCAAAGCGAGCUUGCGACGUUUGUUUCAAGCGAAAGAUCCAAUGUAUCAAACCGGAUCCCGAACAACCGUGUGAAUGGUGUGCGCAUCAUGACCUUGAGUGUGCUGUGAAGAGGGAGUCCCAGAGGAAGUCUGAUGUGAGCGCGGCACUCUCGAGCCACGUUCAGACACUGGAGCGUCGUGUUUCGGAGCUUGAAGCCGCUCUUGUGCAGAUGCGCUCUGAGAUUAGAUCUUCAGCCGUCUCUGCAUCGACCCCAACUGUUAAUUUGACAUCUCCAUACUCAACCUUGGGAGCACAUUCUGAUGCUAGUUCGUUUUGUAUCACUCCAUACCCACAGCAGGAUAGUGCAGGCUCUGGGAAUACUGCUAAGACAACGUCCACUGCCAUCUGGACAUGCCUCGGGCAACAUUGGUACUUCAAAGGCAUACCUAUCAACUCCACCAGAGGCCGUGAGUGGAUGUCUUCCAAAACAGGCGAAAAUAUCUUCCUAGAUGGCUUCCGCCUCUUUGGUUCACAAGCAGGCAAUCCCAGCACUUCUCCGGCGCUUUUCAGCUUCCCGGACAGACACACGGUGGAGGAGUCUCUAAAGUCAUACUUCGGCUCGCCAUGGCGAAUUGUAUACCCGGUCAUCCACCCGGUGCUGAUUGAAGAUAUUCUGGCAGUAGCGUAUGAUGAUUCUCAAGGUCCUUCUCAAGGAAAGGCUUCAUCACAAGCGUGUAUUCUAGCGUUCAUGGCCAUGACUUCACGACUGAGGGGUGCGCAUGUCCAGCCUCUUGACGGUGAUGUCUAUGUGCGCUCAUCGCAAUGCCAUUUAUCCCAAGUCAUCAGUCAGAGUACGAUGGAAACUCUACAAACAGUUCUUAUGCUGCAAAUCAGCCACCUACUAUCAGGUCAGUGGGAGGCUGCAGCCACCCUCCAUCCCCAUGCUUGCCGUAUUUUAUACGAUCUCAAAGGCCAUAUUUCACAUCCCCUUGCAACAAGCGGAUUGGAUAGCGCCGUUGAUCAAAGCCGGCGCAAGCAUAUCCGGAACCUCUUCUGGCUAUGCUACAUCUUCGAUAAGGACAUAGCCAUGCGAUCUGGUAGACCUCCUUGUAUCACCAGAGGCUAUUGUGACUUGACACUGCCGGAUGAUUGGGCUAGGAUAUAUGACGGGCCAGCCACUGGACCCGGUACUCCUCACGGUGGGAUCUUUUCCAAGGGCAAUACUGUCUGUUUUCCCCAAGACCUGGACCUCUCCCAACUCAAAGAAAAGCUAUGUCUGUUUCUCUGCUCUCUAGACAACUCGAGCCUAUCAGAUGGCACGAUUCUCUGUCACGUUCGCCAACUAGACGUUGAUCUUGAGUCAUGGCGCUCGAACAUCCCUGUGGAUUACAGGCCAAAGCUAUCCGUCCUUCCGGACCAACCGCUGUUCAAUCCGCAACUGUCGUUCCCACAAAGGACAAGAUGUAUUCACCUCCAGCUCGAGUACAAUUACAUAACCACAGUGAUUCACACGGCUGUUCGAAGAUGCGGCGCAGUAUAUGCUGUCCAUGACAAUCUCCCCGACGAUCUACACAGCGUCUAUCAUUCAAGCAGUGACAUCUCUCUAGAAGCGAGUCGCACUACCCUCCAGAUCUUCAAGUCUCAUACAGAUAUCCUCCAGGAGAAUGUGUUUGGUCACAUUGCAUUCUACCCUCCCAUAGCGGCCAUGGCGCUGUUCAUGAACAUUCUGAUCCAUCCUUUAGAUCAGCGGGCUAGAAGCGACCUUGAUAUCUUGGCGGGGUGUACAACGGUAUUCCAGGAUAUGGCGAUGGAAGAGUUGACGAAUGAUGACAUGGACGGCAUUCACGAGCUCAAUAGAUUCGUAUCGGAAUUGGUCCGGCUUGGUAGCAGUGCGAUAUGGAAGGCAAAGAGAUAAUGAAAGAGCACAACCGGGAUAUCAUCCUGACCCGGAAUGAGAACCUUCAUAUAAACUUCCCAACCAUCUUGUUUCGUGACCGGACCGUGUACCUGAUGACGACGAUACCUCGUGUG
Fusarium odoratissimum NRRL 54006 is the source of this 2018-nucleotide messenger RNA. RefSeq lists its product as uncharacterized. Gene Ontology annotation, biological process: DNA-templated transcription; regulation of DNA-templated transcription. The record is from RefSeq and is a predicted model, not a curated record. Lineage: Eukaryota; Fungi; Ascomycota; Sordariomycetes; Hypocreales; Nectriaceae. The transcript is spliced from 5 exons. Gene Ontology annotation, molecular function: DNA-binding transcription factor activity, RNA polymerase II-specific; zinc ion binding; DNA binding. The coding region runs from base 1 to 1902 and encodes 633 amino acids.